AGAUAUAAUUGAAUCACAAGCUAAGAAAACAAAUCGAAAAAAAAACAUAAUUAACAAUAACAAUACGUCAAUUCUUGUGCUACAUUUUAUCGUAUCUAUCGAGCCUACAAUCUUAAUAAUAAGCGUGGAAAUUUUCUCAAAAUAGCUCAUCUUGAGAAAGAAUUUCUCAAAUCUCCUAGUCCAAUAGUCAUUCAUUGAUUUUAUUUUAUUCUGUGAGCAAUGUUUUGAUGCGAUAUGCCAUUUUUUAUUAUCUAAAUUAUACAUUAUUUUUAUUCAUGUCAAAUGUCCGAUUACAACAAUGUCAAAUAAAGUAUUGAAAACUAAUCAAACUGUUGUUUUGCAUCUCUCCUUUCCUCAGAACUUGACUAUAUUUUUCCGCGCAUUAUUUUACAGACUCUAAUUGAAUGUGAGUAUCUCUUCGGCUGUCGUUUACAAAAGCUGCGAGCAGGUACCACGUGACACGCGAGUUGGACAGCAGCAGACGACAGCGAGUUGAACUUCUUGCUAUUCAUUCAACGCAACGCCGUGCCCGCGUACAUAAUUGCAAGCAAAAUUAAACAAGCUCGCGCUCGAAUUGUUUGGCACUGGUACAUUGUUGAGGGAUCUAGAAUAAACUAGUAAUAAUUUGUAUUUCUUGGACUUUGCAGCCGGUCAGCGAAUUCGCGCUUUUAUAACAACAUUAAAUGUUGAGACUUUUGGCACCGAAAGUAUUGGGUUAUAAUUCGGUUUGCAAACAACUGCUUCGCAACAUGACCGAUUCGUCAAAACCGAUCGAGUCGGUAAUAAGACAAAAAUUGAAGGAAGCUUUUUCACCCACGCAUAUGGACGUAAUCAAUGAGUCCUACAUGCAUAACGUUCCCAAAGGCGCCGAAACGCACUUUAAAGUUGUCGUUGUUUCGGAUAAAUUUACAGAUUUAGCCCUUCUCAAAAGGCAUCAAAUGGUUAACUCUUUGUUGAGCUAUGAGUUACAGCAUGGUGUACAUGCUUUAUCUAUAGUUGCCAAAACUCCUAGUCAAUGGAAUGACUCAGAUAAAAUUGUCAAACCCAGUCCUAACUGUAGAGGUGGAUUUGGUAAAUAGUUUAUAAGAUCAAAAAUCUGUACAUAAUUCUAAUGUAAAUAUACCAAAAAAUAUUUCAAUAACAACAGAGCAUUUUAAUAUCAAGAAAAUUUUACAAAAAGUUCAUCCUCAUGCACAAUACAUUGUUACAUAAAAAUAA
Molecule: messenger RNA, 1218 nt
Organism: Trichogramma pretiosum
Lineage: Eukaryota; Metazoa; Arthropoda; Insecta; Hymenoptera; Trichogrammatidae
Product: bolA-like protein DDB_G0274169
Exons: 4
Coding region: 684-1079 (131 amino acids)
Cellular component (GO): mitochondrion
Source: RefSeq, a predicted model, not a curated record